AUGCGUGGACAAGUGAAGCUUGCCCCCAGGAAGCGAAGGGUUCCUGCUUCGUCUGACUCCGACGCCGAUGACGAGGAUGAUGCCGAAGAACGUGACGGCAAGGAGGAAGGAGAGGAAGAGGAGGAGGUGGAGGCUGUGGCUGAUAAGGCCGCGAACGAGGCGACCGAAGACCGCGUCGACACCCCCGGCUACACUCCUACCCCAAGUCCAGAUCACAACGAGACUGGGGUGGAGUCGAACAGCUCCCCUCUUCGCCGAAAGGAUUUGGAAGGGGCGAAGGCCUUAGUUGCGUUCUCGUCGGGCAAGGCGGCGAAAGGAGGUCUGGUCAAGAAGAUCUUAAAAAAGAAGGGAUUCCUCGACAUCGCUCGCGUUUUCAGCGACGACGAGUCUUCUGACGAGACUCCGACCUCACCUGCUGGCCGCAGUUUGGACCUUUCGGCUGCUCCCCUUGCUCCGCUCGGCGUUGCUGGGGCAGGCGGUAGCGCCGCCGCCGGGGCUUCCGCCUCCGCCGAACGGAUCUUGUCGGCUGCGGCGAGGGUUUUCGGGAGCCCUGUGCGCGAGCCAGCCAUUUCGCCGCUGGCCAAGGCGAAGGGGAAGUGUGCGGCCGCCGAAGCAUUUGCCUCGGAGUAUUCCCUUGCGGCGCCCCACUUCGCCCCUGGUGACUUCGAGACCCGGCCGGACCUUAUUCCCUUUGUGGAGGGAAUUCUUGCGGCUCACUGUUCGAAAGAGCGAACCGUGCGGGCCCGUUUUGACGGUUUUAAGAGCCGUCUUCGGGCCAAGGAUGAUGAAAUAAGCCGCAAGAACCUGGAGGUGGAGUCCCUGGUCCGCACCCUCAAGAAGGCGAAAACUGAGGUCAAACGCCUUCAGUCCGAAUUGGACAAGGGGAAAGAGGCCUGGGCCGAGAAGGCUAGCAGGGCCGAAGCGAGUGCCGCGGAGGAGUCGCAGCGGUUUUCGCAGGAGAUGGCGAAGACCACCGAAUCUGCGAGAACAGCUUGCCAAACACUCCGCCUCGCCCUUACCGACAUGGGCGCGAAGGUGCGGGGGGUCCCUAUCGAGGAUGCCUCAGCCUUCGACUUCUCCGAGUGGACCCAGCAGGCUGGCGGAUUGGUUUCGGACUGCGCCACCGCGUACGGCGCGAUUGCUGUGCACGUGUAUCGGCGGCUUUCACCUUAG
Messenger RNA from Oryza sativa Japonica Group (Japanese rice), 1173 nucleotides. The record is from RefSeq and is a predicted model, not a curated record. Lineage: Eukaryota; Viridiplantae; Streptophyta; Magnoliopsida; Poales; Poaceae.